Molecule: messenger RNA, 2403 nt
Organism: Spodoptera exigua (beet armyworm)
Lineage: Eukaryota; Metazoa; Arthropoda; Insecta; Lepidoptera; Noctuidae
Source: the annotation of a GenBank genome assembly
AUGAUUGGGUCGGCUCAACUGGAGCAAUAUCGCCUCACAGAAAACCGGCGUGGAACAACCGUGUUGUAUCAGCUAGUUAAAGUCUUCCGUGAGAAGCUCCCACCCAGCGUGCCGUGGCACACCGCGGGAGUGCAGUAUGUUAUCGAAGCCUCUGGAAUGUUCACCAGCCUAGAAAAAGCAUCGGGUCAUCUAGCAUGUGAUGGUGUGAAACGCGUGAUCGUGACAGCUCCCAGUAUCGAUGUUCCCAUGAUAAUUAUUGGCGUCAAUGACCAUAAAAUAUCUACAGAACAAAAGGUCCUAUCAUGUGCUUCAAGCACGCUGUACUGCUUAGCACCAAUUGUAAAGGUUCUGGAAGAGAAGUAUGGUGUGACAGAGGGUUUUAUAACCAGCAUACAUGCUAUGACGCCUUCUCUCAAACCGCUAGAUGGACUAUGCUUGAGGGGAAAGCAUUGGCGCGACCACAGGAGUAUCCACCAGAAUAUAAUUCCAGCGAGUACUGGGGCAUGCAAAGCUCUUGGCAAGAUCAUUCCCCAAGUGAAGGAUAAGCUGACUGGACUGGCAUUUAGAGUUCCCAUAGUCAACGUUUCUGUUCUAGACUUGACUGUAAAAGUUUUGGAUUCCAUAUUUUUUUCCGAAAAACAAUUACUCAAACCAUCGAAACUGCCUUGUAAGACGACGUUUAUUCGAGCGAAAGUGAAAAAACAAGACGAUGUACAAGAAACUGAACGCAACAAGAUACAAUGCAACGUAGCAGUGACCGGUGCACAUAAAAUAAGUGGUAGCUCCUCGCAGGAGACCACGAUAAAGAGAAAGCCGAUUACUCGCUUGGCGAUGUUAAGGAAACCGCUCACCUUACAUAAUUCGGAAGGUGUUUCAACAGCAGCUAAUUGCAAUCGUGGCACCAAAAAGAGAAACGAACUCUUCAAAAUAUGGGACGAUAAUAACGAUGCACAGAAAACUGCUGUAAGAUCGAAUAGAAGUUCACUAUUUCACAGUUGCAUGGCUUUUGCACCCAAAAAUACAGAGACGGAAAAUUGUUUGAACGCUCAAGAACGUUUGGAAAAUGUCAAAAAGGAAUUCUGCAAAAUGGCGAAUAUCACUGAAGAUUUGCUCAAAAAGUCCUACAUAAACAAAAUGCAGCCAGGGAAUACCGAUAAGACAACCCUCAAGGAAGCUAAAACGGAUGGUGAUGUCGGUAAACAUUCCAAAAUAGACGAUAAUAAAACGUUUGUACCGCCAAUCAGCAACGAAAUAUUCAAAGUUUGUGGAGACUUUAAGAAAAGAGUGAUGAAAAGGCAUGCAGUCGAUUGUAGCAAAGAAGAAAUAAAUUGUAGCAGUCCUGGUGAUCGCAAUAAAAACAUUUCAGAUUACUAUAUGACUGGGGAAGUCAAAAAGAGUGUCUGUAAUAAAAGCAUGCGUUUAGCACCAUCUCAAGACGAAACGGUAACAAAAAAGACUUCAACCAAUAAUCUUAGUCAGUUCAUAAAUAGUCCAAAUACUGCUAACGACCUAAUACACAACGCAAAUAAAUGUUCGAAGGACGAUAAGCCAUUCAGUUUUCAGAACCAAAUAGCUAAUACCACUAUUAACUUGUUUGAGAAAUAUGACGAUACGAAUUCGCCAAGUGAUAAUAUAGCAGGGCUAUCAGACAGUAUUUCAGAGGUACCUGAUGUCGACUCUGCUACUGAAUCCAUAACUCUUAAAGAUGCAAUAGAGGAAAAAGAAGUCCCAGUCAGAGCUACAGAAGACGAUGAUGAACAUUUAGAGAAAGAUACUUGUAGCACUCACUCGUCAACUACAAUUGCUAACAAAUCCGACAUAGCAGAUAAAGAAAAUUACACAGAUUUCUGCAAAUAUUUGCAUAACAAAAAUUACAACAUGCUGGUUAUAGAUGAAGAAUUGAAAAAACGGAAUAUAAUAAUAUUAGAAAACAGUUCUAGAGAUAAAGAUAUUGAAUCUGAGAUCAGCCUAAGGGUUUCUAGCUUCAACAAUAAAUUGAUUCCAGAACCAGUAAUUCUAAUUCCGGAUGAAACGUCGGGUUACUGCAGUCCCGGAGAAACACUGACCAGUGUCAGUAUCGGAAACAGGAAAAGACACAAACCCGACCUCUAUGACAAGCUAGACAGCGCCAGCGGCACUGACUCAAACAAUUCGUUCGAAAUCAACGAAAGAAAAUCUCAAGUAAUCCAUAUCACGGAUCUGACAAACUCGUUAGAUGAUUUGGCGCGGCUAGACAAGAUAUGCAGGAUCAUUGAGAUCUCCGACGAACUGUCAGACAAGUUGUUCUCGUCCUUGGAACAAUCGAAUCUAAUAGAACACAAGAAAUGGUCGUUCAGAGACCUAUGUGAAAGGAUACAGCUGGACGACUUCUGUAACAAAGUCUUCGGUAAAACAAGUAGUUGA